UCCCUCAUGCCGGAGGAGGAGAGGAGGCCAGCCCAGCGAGCAACAGCAACAGCUGGGAAGAAGGCGUGGAAGGCUCUCCUCUCCUGGAGGGGUGGCAGCCAUCCAUCUGCUGCAGGCCCUCUUCUCCGGCCCUCCGGCCACGUCUUCUUGGUGUGGGGGUGAAGCGGCUGUCCGCAGCCUGGCCCCUUCUCUCUAAAGGACCCCGAGGCCAGGCCUUCUGGGGGGGCCCCCUCGGCGCCAUGGCCUUCACCAUGCUCCGGCCCAUGGCCGCCCACGUGCUCUACCCGGACCUCAGCCUGCUCUCGGAGGAGGACGAGGAGAACCGCAGCGAGAGCGACGCUUCGGACCAGUCGUACGGCUGCUGCGAGGACCGGCCCGGCAAGAUGGCCCGGAAGCCGGGGCAGGUGGUGGUGGUGAAGCAGCGGCAAGCGGCCAACGCCCGCGAGAGGGACCGGACCCAGAGUGUCAACACCGCCUUCACGGCCCUGCGCACCCUCAUCCCCACCGAGCCCGUCGACAGGAAGCUCUCCAAGAUCGAGACGCUGCGCCUGGCCUCCAGCUACAUCUCCCACUUGGCCAACGUGCUGCUCCUGGGAGAGGGCUGCGAGGAUGGGCAGCCCUGCCUCAGUGCCCUCUACGGCUCCAAGGGGGGCAUGGUGGAGGCCAAGCAGCCCAGGAGCAUCUGCACCUUUUGCCUCAGCAACCAACGGAAGGGGGGUAGCCGGCGGGACCUUGGCGGGAGCAAGUGCUUGAAGGUGAGAGGGAUGAGCCACCUGAAGGUACUGCGGAGAUGAGCCGGAAUUCAGAUGGCCGCCUGUCCGAGAAGCCGGGCUGAGGAGGGCUUCAGACCUUGGACAACUGAGUUAGAUGUUCCAGACUGGGGCAGGGGGGUGGGGGUCAUGGAAACCAGGAGUGCCUGGUGCUUACGGGUAGAAAAACCCAACGGGAAGGGAAUCCCCACUUUGUGAAGAGACAGGAUGGGGUGGGGGCUGCUCCUUGAAGCGGACUAUGGGGCAACAAAGGAGAGAACAUGGCCCUUCCCUGGACCCCUCUGCUCAACCUCCAGGACACCCCCGGCUCCAUGAGGGGAGCGGGCUUGAGAACGAAGUGAGACAGGGGGUGUCUGGGGUGCCAGUGGUGGGGACCUCUGCGCAACCUACUUUCCAGAGGACAAUGUUGAAACAGAGCUUUAUCAAGAGGGAGCUUAUUGCUGGUCUGUAUGAUCACUGAUGUAAUUAUUAUUGUUUCCUUAUUCAGCAGGCUUGAAAAUAAAGGUAUUUUUCUCA
Molecule: messenger RNA, 1286 nt
Organism: Hemicordylus capensis (graceful crag lizard)
Lineage: Eukaryota; Metazoa; Chordata; Lepidosauria; Squamata; Cordylidae
Gene: TCF15
Product: transcription factor 15
Exons: 2
Coding region: 240-794 (184 amino acids)
Biological process (GO): regulation of transcription by RNA polymerase II; developmental process
Molecular function (GO): RNA polymerase II transcription regulatory region sequence-specific DNA binding; DNA-binding transcription factor activity, RNA polymerase II-specific; protein dimerization activity
Source: RefSeq, a predicted model, not a curated record